AUGCAACAAGACCAAGAACAGCUCCGGACAAUAAAUGAAGAACUUAAUUCAGAGAAUAACAAAAUUCUAAAGCAGAAGGAAGAAGCUGAGGCCAAAAGCCAGCAGGAAAGCACGGAAAAGGUAGCGCUGAUUUCUGCGCAAAGCAGAUUGCUCUCUGCAGUGGAGGCAGCGCAGGCAGACUUGCUGAAGAUAACUCGAGAAAAUGAAGCUCUCAGGUCCUCAGAGUCAACCUUGCUCCAGCAGCUGAAAGAACUUCAGGCCAGCAAAGAUGCCAUGGCUGUGGUAUGCCAGAGACACAUCGAAGAACGGGAAGAACUUGAGCAUUAUCAGAAAAGCCUUUUGGAAGAGAAAGAUGCAAUUGUUAAAGACAAAGAUGAAGUUAUUCGGAAGCUGGAAAGUUCUUGUGAGGCCCUGGCCAGAGAUCAGAGAGAGCUAGUGCAAGAAGUGUCAACUCUGACUGCAGAGAGAGAUUCAGCCCUAGGUAAACACUUGGAUCUUAAAAAUGCACAUACAGCCUUAAAAACCGAAAUGGACCGUCUGUUGCAGACAAGUCAGAGUCUGCAGUCCGAGAAGGAGUUGCUCCUUAAAAGCACAGAAGAGCUGCGUGUGAGUUUAGACAAGAGGGUCAGUGAUGGCCGAGCGUUAAAAGUGAGAAUGGAAGAGAUGGAAGCAGAACUCGAGGCCGAACGUCAAGAACGGAAAAAAGCGAUGGAAGACAGUAUGGAGUUGAAGGAUUCCCUUGCUCGUCUCUCUCAUCAUCUUGAGGAGAUGAAAGCCUCAAGAGAGGUAUCCAAUUCUGAAUGCGUUCAGUUACUUCAAGAGAAAGAGGCUCUGUCUUCAUCAGAACGAAGGCUUUUGGCUGAAAGGGAGGAACUUUUAAAUGAAAAUAAGGCAAUUUCUGAAAAGCUUGCUACAGCCACAGCAGACGCCAUACUCGCCGAGAAGGUCCUCACUGAGAAAAUAAACGAGCUGCACUUGGAAAAGGAAUCUGUUUUUCUUAAGUCGUUGCAGUUUGAAAAGCACAAUGAAGCUCUUCUUCAGGAGAAGAGUGAAUUGGAGAACAAAUACUCAGAGCUUCUUGAUGAAAACGAGUCUUCUGCAAAGGCAAUUUCCGAUAUGAGGAGAGAACAUGAACUGGAUGUCUCGGCCAGGAGAGCUCUGGCCCAGGAGAAGGCCAUGCUCCAGGAGUCCAUUGAAGCUCUCAAGGAAGAACUAAGCAAGAAGAAUCUAGAAAAUCAGGAGCUCCUGGCCUGUAAAGGUGACCUUUCAGAUCUUCUGAAGGAGGCCCAGGAUGCCAAGAGAACGUUAGAAAAUGACCUGGCUGCCGCAUCACAAGCCAGGCAGGUCCUGUCAUCUUCAUUCAAGGCCUGUGCCUCUGACAGGGAGAUGCUGACACGAGAGAGGGCUGAACUGCAGGAUGAGUGUCAGAAAUUAAGCAGAGAGGCUGAGAUGAUGAGAGACGACUUAGCCGUGGAAAGGGAAGCUAGAAAACUGGACACAGAAUCGUUUUUGUUGGAAUGUAUGGCACUUCAAAGCAACCUCAGCUCCUUGGGGAAGGAGAUGGAAGAGCUGCAGGAGAAAAACAAAGAAUUGCUGGCUGAGAACAAACUUUUGGUUCAGGGGAAAGAAGAAUCUGAAACUAAACUGGUGGAAAUAAUGAAAGAAAAAGAAACCCUCUGUGCAGAGAUGGAGCAGCUCACCAAGAGUAUGGAACGGCUGCAGAGUGACUUUCUGUCCUUGUCUGCGUGGAAAGCAGAGCUCCAGGAGUUGCACAGCUCUGUCUGCGAGAGGCUAGGUGACCUUCAGCACAGGCAUGAGGUGACCCAGAGGGAGAGAAUACAGUUACUUGAGGAGAAGGACAGCCUGCUUGCUGAACAGAAGAAUCUGGUCACCAGUAAGGAAGAAAUACUGAAAGAGAAGGAGAAAUUCUCCAAGGAUUAUGAUAAACUGCAGGAGGAAGUAACACUUUUAGCACAGGCUAAUAGUGACCUCUCAGGCAAAUUGCUGGUCUCUCAGGCCAAAAAUCAGAGGCUGCAGGAGGAGAUGAACAAUCUGGCUUUGACACUAAAAGAAACUGAGACUCUCCAGGCCCAAACGAGCAGUCUGUUGGCAGUGAAUAUCUCUUGA
This is a messenger RNA of Eurypyga helias (sunbittern), 2127 nucleotides long. RefSeq names its product myosin heavy chain, skeletal muscle-like. Bases 1 to 2127 code for a protein of 708 amino acids. Lineage: Eukaryota; Metazoa; Chordata; Aves; Eurypygiformes; Eurypygidae. The record is from RefSeq and is a predicted model, not a curated record. The transcript has 2 exons.